UGUAGAAUGUAAAUAGUUAAUUUAAAAAUCAGAUACUGUUAAAUUAUACAAGUUGAAAUAUUAGUAGUCUGAGAUAUUUUAUUGUUGUUUUUAUUCACUGUUACUACCAACAAUAUAAAAUAGUUUUAAUAUAAUUAUUGGAUGUUUGGUCAAAAGUUAGUAAUUAUUUAAUAAUGCCUCUAUCAAAACGAAGAAGAUUAUUUACGCCCAAAAAACAUAAAGCGAAGACCAACAAUAAAGAUCAAGAGGAAUCAAAGGAUAAUGAAGUCACCACAGCCCGUGGACGUCUUAAAGGAGCUCUAAUGGAAAUGCUUGAACCAACAGCUGAAGAAUCUGACGCUUCAUCAGAAUACACACCGGUUAAGCGAGAAAGGAACAUAAGUAACCAAGAACAAAAAGAAGAAACAACAGAUGAAGAAGAUUCAUCAAACAAAAGGAAAUCACCACAGCGACAAUCAUAUGUUCUAAAAUUAUUUGAUAGGAGUGUAGACCUAUCGCAGUUUAGUGAAGACUCCCCACUAUAUCCUAUAUGCAGAGCCUGGAUUGCAAACCAACCAAAGGCUAAUUAUAAAGAAUUUGGAAAAAAAACACCUGAACCUCAAGCCACAGAAAGUGUGGACUUGCCUGGUCCUGAAGGACCUGCAAUCUCUCGAAUACCUGACUUGAUACCAGAACAAAAAGCAUGCAGCAAGAACAACAUUAAUUUAAAUUAUCGUGAAGCUCCCCCACCUAGUAAGGAGCAGCUCCUUCAUGAGCACAUGACGCGCUGGGCUGGAGUGCGCGGUGCUUGGCUCGACCGCGCGGCACUCGUCGAAGCACGUUACAUUUCCACACAGAACAUACUUAAUAAAAUUAAUGUCAAUGGCCUUUAAUGAUUGUUAGUGAAUUUUUGCAGAGUGAAGAUUUUAUUAUUAGAUACUUGAUCAUUUUUUUAACCUCCUAUUUCUUUGAUAAAAUGAAUCAAUAUAAUCAGAAAUUA
Nymphalis io (European peacock) is the source of this 979-nucleotide messenger RNA. RefSeq names its product protein lin-37 homolog (gene mip40). The record is from RefSeq and is a predicted model, not a curated record. Bases 174 to 872 code for a protein of 232 amino acids. Gene Ontology annotation, biological process: negative regulation of transcription by RNA polymerase II. Gene Ontology annotation, cellular component: transcription repressor complex; Myb complex. NCBI's taxonomy places the organism in Eukaryota, Metazoa, Arthropoda, Insecta, Lepidoptera, Nymphalidae. The transcript has 6 exons.